Messenger RNA from Punctularia strigosozonata HHB-11173 SS5, 687 nucleotides. RefSeq lists its product as uncharacterized. Lineage: Eukaryota; Fungi; Basidiomycota; Agaricomycetes; Corticiales; Punctulariaceae. The coding region runs from base 1 to 687 and encodes 228 amino acids. The record is from RefSeq and is a predicted model, not a curated record. Gene Ontology annotation, molecular function: intramolecular lyase activity. The transcript is spliced from 5 exons.
AUGAUAUGGCUUGACGCGGAGUCUCCGGUUGAAGUACGAGCCGAUCCCGCCACGUCGAUCGAGUUCCCCAGGACCAUUGUGGUGCAAUCUAAAACACCCCUACCGCCGUUCCAACUCGUCGGUCUCGGUGUGCGCACAGUUUCCUUCCUGGGCAUCAAGGUUUACUCUGUGGCAUUCUAUGCUGACCUUGCCAAUCCACGCCUGAACAUCCCUAUUGAUGCACCGCCGGAGGAGAAGAUAAACCACCUCGUCCGCAACACCGCAUGCAUGCUUCGGAUAGUUCCGACCCGUAAUACAUCCUUCACCCACCUUCGCGACGGCUUCAUCCGAGCGCUCCAAGGUCGGAUUGCAUCGCUAAAACAACGAAACCAGAUUACGCUAGAGGAGGAACUGAACGCCGGCUCGCCCAUUCGCAAGCUCAAGUCUCUUUUCCCAAAUUCACCUUUGAAAAAAGGCGAACCGUUAGACAUUAUCCUUACUGCACCCCCCGACGAAGACGAGAAGAGGCGGUACCAGAGGCUUACUGGCAAAGAGCCGGCCAGAUCAUUGAUAGUCAGGGACUUGGGCGCAAUCCAGGAUGACUGGGUUUCCACGGAAUUCGUGAUGGCUUAUUUUGAAGGGGAGGGUCUGAGUCCUGCGCUUAGGAAGGAUGUCAUCGAGGGCGUGUCCAAUUUCGGGCGGAAGUGA